This is a messenger RNA of Porites evermanni, 3688 nucleotides long. NCBI's taxonomy places the organism in Eukaryota, Metazoa, Cnidaria, Anthozoa, Scleractinia, Poritidae. The record is from the annotation of a GenBank genome assembly.
AUGGCCACCUCUCCAAACAGCCACCUGAGGGACAGUACAUUGACUCUUGUGAAAGGUUUGAAUGCAGGAGUUAUUUCAAAAGUAGGUUGAGUUUGAUCGUCCAGGUGAACGUAGUCCUGAAUAGGAUUGUUGUUGUUGACAGUGACUGACAUUUCGACAACCUGUGCUGUAGUCUUCUUUUUGACUCCGAAGGUGACUACCACACAGGUUGUUGAAAUGUCAGUCACUGUCAACAACAACAUUCCUAUUCAGGACUACCUUCACCGGGACAAUCAAACUCAGUACAUUGACUCUUGUUUAAACCUCCUUACAAUGGACACAGUCUUCUCUCCCCAAGGUGGCUGUUUUGGAGAGGUUCAAAUGUAUUAUAACUUUUAAGUAAAAAAGGCCAUAAUUUAAACCUAAAAUAUUAAUUUACUUUAGCAUCAGCUGUAAAUUAAGUUAGUCCUCAUUCAUUUUAUGUACAUUUUAAACUUCAAAUUUCUUUUCUCCCAUUUGGCUGGUAUGUUUGAUGAAAAAUAAUUCACUAUCAUUUCUUUUCAGAUAAAGUAUUUAUAAAAUCCACCCACUCUUAAUGAAUGUGCUCUUUUUUUCACUCAUGGUUGAAUUCAGAUAAAUUGAUAAUUUCAUGCAGAGGCACUUGCCAUCUUCUUCUAACUGUAAAUUGAUUUCCACCCACAGAAAAGUUUUGUUUUAAUGCUUAAUUUAAAGGUGUUAUGAUACUGAAAUUUAACUUAAAUAUAGAUAAAUUCAUAAAUUAUUCUUUUUCUAUUUACAUGCGUUUACAAUUAUUGUAAACACAUGUAUCUGCAAUUUGUUGGUUCUCUAAAACUUCCUGUAUUGUAUCCCUAAUGUGUUCCUGGUCCUUUAGUCAGCUGCCUUUGAAAAAGCUUUGAAAGUGCUCAAAGGUUGUAAGAACAACUUCAGACAUUUUCAGAAGCUUUCAGAAGUCUUUGGAAAAUCAAAAAUAUACAGAAAAUUCUGGGAUGUUUUUGGAAACUCAGGUCAUGACAAGAUGAAAAUCUCACGCAUUUGACUUGAAUGUUUUGGAGGUAUAAGGCAUCAGUAAGUCCCAGACUUUUCUUCACACAUUUGCUGUAUAAUGAACCUGCAUUUAAGCAGACACUAGACACACAGUUUCCUUCUGAUCUGAGUACACUUAAUGGAAUCAGUCAUUUUCCAAGCUAACUCUAACUCUUUGCAAAAAAGGAACAUUGAAACGACCGUUCUUCUUGCUUAACCCUCAACAAUAAAAAUCUAAUUAGCAUAUAACUUGAAAUCCAGUUUUCAGACUUCCUGACCCUUUUACAGGUGAAAACAGAAACCGAAAAAUGUAUAGCCUUGAUGCAUAACAAAUACAGUGCUUUCUCCAAGAAGUGUUAUUAAAUAAUUUAAUGAAUAGUGGCUAUUUUUAAUAGGUUUUUUGUGUAUAAGUGUAUAUUAUUGUUUACUGAUGUAGCUUUUAGUUCUCUUUUUUUUGUUUUGUCCAAAAAAAAAAAAAAGGUCAACACCAGCAAGAGUCUGAAUUAAGGUCAUGACUGACCUAAUGUAGCUUUCACUGUUCUAUUAAAGACUGUUUUGUAGCUUCUUUAUAAGAACUCACUGAUAAAAUAGUGAAUAGCUCCAAAUACUCCUUAAGUCAAUAAGACAUAGUAUGUUCAACUCUCUUAUAGCAACUACUUCUGGUACAUGUGUAAGCAACCACCACCACUUUUUCAAAAACUCUCUCGUAAGCAACCCUAACUCAAAUUUCUUUGGUAACUAUGGCCAUUGGCCAGAAAAUUGACAUUCUGUUUUGCUUUGUUUUUCUAGUAAGCAGCCAUCUGACAUGAUUGCAUGAUAAUUAGAAAAUCUUUACUCAGAUCUCACGAAAGUUCAAUUUUAAAAGCGUGAACCCAAGCUGCAUGUUAACAGAUAAUAAUCUGACUAACAAAAAAGAUGCUUCGUAGCAAAAUAAUCAAGAUAAGCCCCAUUGGUCUGAAGUGCAGUUUUACCCCACCUUAAAUUAUAGCGUAGCUGUCGCUUGCUGUGUCAUAUUCAGGGUUGGCUGUGGACAAGCAAGGGCACUGUAUUCAGUAAGUAUUUUGAUUUUUUCACCCAGAUUUAAAAUUUGUCUUUUUACAGUUUCAGAGAAAGACAGUUACUGAUUGACUGGAAAGAAUACUGUCAAGGUAGAAAUGUUUCAUAACUGCAUCUUUUUAUUUUAAUAAUUAUUGAACUGAUAAUAGGUAACAAAAGGUGAUUCAGGAGGCCAUUCAUUCAGGAGGCCCAAUUAUAUAAAUUAUUGUGCAGUUCAUUGAUUUGUUGAUCUUGGAUACAUGUAUAUAGUGUUAACUACCAUGAGCCAUGCCGACACAGUGAUUUAACAAAAUGAUGCUUGCAUGGUUUUAACAAGUUUUACUGUAUAUCCCUUUGCAACAAUUUUGCAACACUGAAUGUGAUUAGAUAUUAAGUAUAAAAUGGCAUUUACCUAAUAACUCAGGGGCAAGAGAUUUUGAAGUACUUUAUAGAGCUUAGGUUAGCCUAGCUUGAUCAGAUUUGAUGUGUCUGGCUUUGCAAUGGCCCAACAAAAACCUUUACACAAACAAAACAAUGUUACUCAUCCAAAGAUGAUAUAGCUAGUAUUCAUUUGUUGGUGGGUAACGGCCUCAUUCAGGGUGCAAAGAAAGUUGGUUUUACUGCUUGCCUGAUUUAGGCAAGUUGUCACUAGUAUGUACUACUAAGCCCAAGAGUCUUUUAAGUAGCCCCUAAGAAAUUUUGAUGUGCAGCAUUGAUUAGUUCUUCUGUAAUUUGAAUUUCCCCAAAAACUUCACUUGCCCUUCGGGCAAGUUAAGAACAGGAUUCAAUUGUCCGAUUGCGAAAUCCACUAGCCCCUUGCUACUAGACACAACUUUCUUUGCAUGCUGCUUAUUACAAAGUGGAGUUCAAAUAAUUAAUAUAAUAUGCUGGCAUGAUGAUUUCAAAGGUAUCCAGAUAUUUUCCUGUAUAUUUCUAUCGAGUGCUGUUUCCAUCUUGGACUAGAAAGCAUUUCCUUUUCUUAUGUAGUUUGAGCUUAAAAGAGCUAAAAGCUAGAGAAAGAGAGGGGAAAAAGGUAACCUGGUAAAACACCCUGUACUGAAUGCUGCUACUAAUUUCUGUGUGACUUUUGGGUGACAAACUUGCUAAAAUUCAAUAUUGGUGGAAAGAUUCUGAGGUGUCAUCAGACUACUUUGGGAUCUCAGACUGGCUAAGUUGGAUUUAUAAAAACAGUUCUUUGGUAGCUAAAAAGUGCCCUCGGCAAAGCCUGGUUUGAUCAUUCCCUGUGAACCUUUCUCUAUUACCCUUUUGUCACUUAAUGAGAUACAAGGGUUGUUGUAAUUCAGCAAAUUCAAUCCUCCAGUUAUUUUAAAACCCUGACUGUUUGUCUGGCCCGGGGAAUCAAACCCAUGACUCCCUGUUCUGCAGUCAACCAACUGAGCUAGUCCUGCCGCCUACCAAGAAGAGAUUACCUCACAUUUAUUAAUAUCAACUUAUAAAGUUUUGCAUAACAAAGCUAACUUAGGAAGCGUGACAACUGAUCAAUAUUGACUUGUGAAAUUUGCUUGUUGUUUUUCAGAUUAAACAGAUUAAAGUCUCCAAUCUACUCUUCAUAUCUGCAUUCUUGCAACUAGAGCACAAAGGUAAUCUACACUGGGGAGAAAGUACAAGG